AUUCAUCACGCAUAUCCAGUGCCAUCCAUCUCUCACCCAAAGAGGGCGUGUCGUUUCCCAGGCAGUAACAUCAUCCAGCGGCUCUUUGUCCCUCAGUGUGUGUGUGUGUGUGUGUGUGUGUGUGUAUCAGUACCGGGCUGAGCUGCUCGAGUCAUGGCGGCUGCGCCCGCGAACCCGCGCACCGGGACCCCGAAAGCGCAGCUGCCGCCCUGCUAUUACGAGGGUUUCCUGGAGAAAAGAGGAACGAAAGAGAAGGUGGCUCGUCGUUUAUGGACCUGUUUAUGUGGAAACACUUUAUACUUCUUCAACAACUCUAAGGACACACAUUAUGUAGAGAAGUUGGAUCUGAGUGGGUUUGUGUCUCUGAUCGAUGACCCAAGUCGUGAUAGGAAUCUGGAAGCAGCCAGAUUGAACCUCCGCAUGAAGGAUGGAGAAAUCAAGCUCACUGCACCAAAUCUCGAGGCACGUGAGCUGUGGAAAGGAUUUCUCUACUCUGUCGUAGAUCUGGCCGUGCCCACGACUCUCACCCUCCUGCCCGGGCAGCUGCACAUGCUGAAGGAGGUCGUGGAGAAAGAAAAAAUGCGUCGAAAGGCACGUGCGUCUUCCAGAGCCCCCUCAUCCCCCCUCUCGCUCCCGCUGGUGGGGGAAAUACCUGCGUGUUUCAGGCCUGUUUCUCGAACUGAAGCUGAGGUGCUGUUAGAAAGACAUCCGGACUGUGGGAACAUGCUACUCAGACCGGGCCGGGACGGAUCUUCACUCGCUGUCACCACACGACAAGACCUGAACGGCUCAGUGUUCAGGCAUUACAGAGUGACACAGAAGCAGCAGGGUGGUUACAUCAUCGACGUGGAAAACCCAAUCCCCUGUCCCACACUGCAUGAUGUCAUCAAUGCACUCGUGGAAAAAACGGCCGGGACUCUUCAGCCCUUCAUAUUAGAGGAGCCUUAUGAGGAGAACAUCACGUUUGUGUCAUCCAAUGAUGAGAAUGGAGAGCGAACCCUGCACUGUGCUCCCACUGGACCUCUCUCUCGAGCUCCAUCACUGCCCCGGAAACAAGUAGGUACAGACAGAUGGACGCUGCGGUCACAGACGAGAUCUCCCAGUCCCUCAUCACGAUCCUUUUCCCCAUCUGGCUCUCCGUCCAACUCCAUGAGAAGACUGGUUCUGUCUCCCUCACCUCUCUCUCAGAGCCUCACAGACGAGCUUAAACAGAAGCUGGAGAAGAGACGGACUAGUCAAGAUUGAUUUCCUCCUCAUUUCUGCCCACCCUUCGCCGUCUCAAUCUUCCAGUGCCUUCCAAUAAAGACUGAUGUCCUGUUGAAGGAACAAGGACUCCCUGUAAUCGACAUUCUUCCCUCAGCGUGACGUCUUAAACAAUGCCACUUUAUUAAUAACACGAGAGCCGAAGUCCACCAGCUUGUCCUGCCUCUCAUGAUAAGGCUGUCACACAAUGUCGCGUGUUCCUUUGAGAUUACAGAAAAUUAAAAAGGGAAAAUCUGAGCCAA
Molecule: messenger RNA, 1505 nt
Organism: Rhinichthys klamathensis goyatoka
Lineage: Eukaryota; Metazoa; Chordata; Actinopteri; Cypriniformes; Leuciscidae
Gene: stap2a
Product: signal transducing adaptor family member 2a
Exons: 11
Coding region: 154-1245 (363 amino acids)
Molecular function (GO): signaling adaptor activity
Source: RefSeq, a predicted model, not a curated record